GGAAGAGAGUGUUCUAGAGAGAGAAAAUAGUUUUAGUGAGGGAGAGAGAGAGAGAGAGAGAGAGAGUAAAUAGCGGCAGUGUAGUCGUCGGUGACUUUGCUUGCUGAGCGAUGCGUUCGUUGCGGCCGACGAUCUGACCGGAACUUCAGUUAUUUCCACUCCGUGAAUAAUGGAAGGUGGGUCCCCAGACCGCGAGUCAGUGGAAUCUGUGGCAAAGAUAUCUACUAUAUCUUCAGGUGGUAGAGUUCAAGACCGCAAAGAGUUCCUCCGUAGAUUUACAGACAGUGAAAUACUGACAACAAACCUUACAACAUGGUUUGAAGAAAUUGCAGAAAAAUCAGCACAUGAUGCACUUCCUUUUGAAACACCCUUUGAGUUGAUAGAUCUCCAAAAAUUUGAUUAUGCAUUGGAAGGAGUUCCCUUUCAGCAACUGAUUCGGAUGCCUAGUGCUGUUUAUGCCUCCACAUCUGGUGCGGUGGAAGCCACUGCUUACCUUGCCCUUGAAGAUUUUCUGCAUGCAGGUGUGAAGGGCUUGUGGGAGGCAUUUUGGGGUCAGGAUGAACCCUUGCCUUUCUAUGUUUCUUGUGUGUACAACACAAACUUGAAAUUCUACCAGGCUGAGAAGGCAAUUUCUAAAGGGAGACUUGGGGGUAUUUGUGCCACAGCAAUAAUCCUAAAGAAUCCAAGGCAUGCACAGGGAAAGUGGGAUGAUAUUCUUGAAUUAGCACUUCUUCGACCUGAUAUUGGUAGCCUUGCCACAUUAGAUAACAACCGUAAGCCUUCUCUCUCCAUUAUCAAUGAAGCUUUAUUUUUUGCUAUACGUGUAUUGGUUGCAAGAAGCCUCAGCAAAUCCAACAUUCCUCUCAGUUUGAAUUCUGUCUUUGUCCUACUGGUUGAUUCUCAGUAUGGUGGGGUGAUGAAAAUUGAAGGAGAUGUGAGCAAGUUGGAAAUAGAUUUGAAUAAUGUUUAUGGUUGUGCUGCUGAAUGGAUAAUAAAUCAUGCGUCAAUUUCGAUUUCCCCAAUUGAUAGGAUCUGGAACAAGCUUGGAAAUGCAAACUGGGGAGAUAUUGGUGCGUUACAGGUACUCUUUGCCACCUUCCAUUCAAUCACACAGUAUGCUGGUAUGUCAAAAAACUCAGUUGAAGAUUUAGCUGCUGACCACAGUUCUCGUCUUCAAUCAAGACGAAUUGAGAGGCAAUUAGGUGAUAACAGGGUCAAUGGAAAUGGUUUAUUCCGGCUCCAACAGCGUUCUGCUUCACCUGAAAUUGUAGAAGUACAAGAAGAAUCCAUAAGGUUGGAGUCCAAUAAACCUAUGAUGCUAGAAGUAGGUUCUGUUAUGUUGAUAGAGGAUUCAAACUUGCAGAAAGGUUAUCAUAUCAAUGAAAUGCUGAGUGAUGGAGAGAUAACAUAUUAUAUUGCUUCCCCUGUUGAUGAUCCAGGGAAAUAUUUAUUUCUUUAUGUUGGGUCUCAUCCUUCGCAGCUGGAACCAGCUUGGGAAGAUAUGAAAUUGUGGUAUCAAGUUCAAAGGCAAACUAAAGUAUUGUGCGUCAUGAAACAGAAGGGUUUGUCUUGCAAGUAUCUGCCUCAGUUGUGUGCAUCUGGCCGGAUAGUUCAUCCUGGUCAGUGCCGGAGAUCAAGCUCAGGUGGUAACUGUGAGCAUCCAUGGUGUGGGACCUCAAUCCUAGCCACUAGUCCUGUUGGUAAAACAGUUGCCGACAUGGUGAGAGAUGGUCAGUUUGGUACUGACGAGGCUAUUAGGUGUUGCCAUGACUGUUUGUCUGCCCUUUCGUCAGCUGCCUCAGCAGGAAUUCGGCAUGGGGACAUCAGGCCAGAGAAUGUUAUCUAUGUUACAUCUGGUGUGAGGCAGCCUUAUUUUAUCCUUAUUGGUUGGGGACAUGCCAUUUUGGAAGAGAGGGACCGUCCUGCAAUGAACCUUCAUUUCUCAUCUACUUAUGCCCUUCAGGAAGGGAAACUGUGCUCAGCUUCUGAUGCCGAGAGCCUGGUGUACAUGCUUUAUUUUUCUUCUGGUGGUCAUAUGCCUGAGUUGGAUUCAGUUGAGGGAGCACUGCAAUGGAGGGAAACCUCUUGGUCAAAGAGGCUAAUUCAGCAGAAUCUUGGAGAUAUAUCUGCGGUUUUGAAAGCAUUUGCAGAUUAUGUUGACAGCCUUUGUGGAACACCAUAUCCGUUAGAUUAUGCAAUCUGGCUAAGAAGGUUGAAGAGACACGUUUUUGAGGAAGAUCAUGGAAAGGAGAUUGAUACAUCUAAUUAGAUGGGCACCUUCUAUGCAGCUGUAUUUAUUAUAUUUGGACUCCCAACACCUUCCAGGGUCUCAAGAAUUAUUUCAAGGACAGAACUCUUCUGUCACUUUUUGGGUUACUUUGGGUGCUGUCCCAAGGUUAGAAACAAUAGUAAGAAGGCUGUUUGAGUCCUUGUUGCAGGCUGCUCCCAAAGUGGCAUUGCUCCCAACUCAGGAAGCAAAUUAACACGCAUUUCAUGCAGCUUGUCCAUAAUCGAUACAAAGUAUUUCUUGGUGACUUGCUGCUCUCGGCUUUAUAAAUGUGCCAAAAAGCCACAUUCACAGAGGUUUCAACAGACCUGCUGAGAUAAGUCACAUAGCGUAUGAUGAAAAUCCCUUGAGAUGGAUCUGUUGAUGGUGUUGCAGUCCCAUGAAUCAGUCUGUAGUACAAAUACCAUUGGAGUUACCUUUUUUUUGGUUUUUUUUUUCUUCUUUUGGAAUUUUGAAGAGUUUGUGUUGGAUAAGCUGUGAUCUAAUGUCAGAUGUGAUUAUUAUUCCUUGUAAAGAUAGGAGGUCAGUUGAGAAUGUGUCAGGGAAAGUGGUACCAGAUUUGUAAAUUGGAUAUAUCCUCCUCCUCCUCACUCUUAUUUGGUUGCUUGAUUUGUUGUUGCAUAUCUACCAUUCUUUUUUCUUGGUUUC
Messenger RNA from Ipomoea nil (Japanese morning glory), 2935 nucleotides. RefSeq lists its product as uncharacterized. The transcript has 2 exons. Bases 170 to 2269 code for a protein of 699 amino acids. Lineage: Eukaryota; Viridiplantae; Streptophyta; Magnoliopsida; Solanales; Convolvulaceae. The record is from RefSeq and is a predicted model, not a curated record.